GCAACGCGUUCGGGCGGCGUUCAGGGCAACGUUCAGGGCGACGUUCAGGGCGCGUUCGGGCGACGUUCAGGGCAACGUUCAGGGCGACGUUCAGGGCAACGUUCAGGGGCAACGUUCAGGGCGGCGUUCGGGGCGACGUUCACGUUCGGGGCGUUCAGGGCAACGUUCAGGGCGGCGUUCAGGGCAACGUUCGGGGCGCGUUCAGGGGUUCAGGGCGGCGUUCAGGGCGCGUUCAGGGGCGUUCGGGCGCGUUCAGGGCACGUUCAGGGCGCGUUCAGGGCGACGUUCAGGGCGGCGUUCAGGGCACGCGUUCAGGGGGCGGCGUUCAGGGCGACGCGUUCGUUUGGGCAUCGGGCGGCGUUCAGGGCGCGUUCGGGCUGGCGGGGCGGCGUUCAGGGCGGCGUUCAGGGGGUUCAACGUUCGGGGCAGCGUUCAGGGCAACGUUCAGGGCAACGUUCAGGCGCGUUCAGGGGGCGUUCAGGGCAACGUUCAGGGCGACGUUCAGGGCAACGUUCAGGGCAACGUUCAGGGCAACGUUCAGGGCGACGUUCAGGGACGUUCAGGGCGAGGGCGGCGUUCGGGGCGUUCAGGGCGGCGUUCAGGGUGGCGUUCGGCGGGCUGGCGUUCAGGGCAAGCGUUCAGGGCGACGUUCGUUCAGGGCAACGUUCAGGGCAACGUUCAGGGCAACGUUCGGGGGGCGGCGUUCAGGGGACGUUCAGGGCAACGUUCGGGGCGACGUUCAGGGCGACGUUCAGGGCAACGUUCAGGGCGACGUUCAGGGCAACGUUCAGGGCGACGUUCAGGGCAACGUUCAGGGCCACGUUCAGGGGCGUUCAGGGCAACGUUCGGGGGCGACGUUCAUGGCGGCGUUCAGGCAACGCGUUCAGGGCGACGUUCGAGGCAACGUUCAGGGCGGCGUUCAGGGCAGCGUUCGGGGCGGCGUUCAUGGCGUUCAGGGCGGCGUUUCGUUCAGGCGGCGUUCAGGGCAACGUUCGGGCGUGGCGGCGUUCAGGGCAACGCGUUCAGGCGACGUUCAGGGCAACGUUCAUGGCGGCGUUCGGGCGACGUUCAGGGCGACGUUGCGUUCGUUCGGGGCGGCGUUCAUGGCGGCGUUCAGGGCGACGUUCAGGGCAACGUUCGGGCGACGUUCAGGGCAACGUUCGGGGCGACGUUCGGGGCAACGUUCGGGGCGACGUCGGGGCCACGUUCAGGGGGCGACGUCACUGGUCUUCUAG
Molecule: messenger RNA, 1235 nt
Organism: Oncorhynchus keta (chum salmon)
Lineage: Eukaryota; Metazoa; Chordata; Actinopteri; Salmoniformes; Salmonidae
Product: glycine, alanine and asparagine-rich protein-like
Exons: 1
Source: RefSeq, a predicted model, not a curated record